AACUUUGCAAGAAAUCAUUUUCGAUGCAAUGAGCUUGAUGCGGUUGAUCUAGAAUCGGAUGGUAGCGUUGGAUCUAAAUAUUCACACUUCGAACGACGUCUGUCUAUUGGUGAAGCUAUGUCUGCUAUCUGCGACAUCAUGGCGUCUGUUUCCGGUUUAACUCUCAACUACUUCAAAGAUACUGG
Messenger RNA from Schistosoma bovis, 185 nucleotides. NCBI's taxonomy places the organism in Eukaryota, Metazoa, Platyhelminthes, Trematoda, Strigeidida, Schistosomatidae. The record is from the annotation of a GenBank genome assembly.